AUGAAGAAAAGAUUUGCAAGUCACACUGAUCAAGAAAUUGAAGAGAAGAGAAAAAAAACUGUGCCAUAUAACACUCAAAAAAUGAACACUCACUGUGCUGAAACCUUUAGGAAAUAUCUUGAAGAAAAGGGUCUUGAAACUAAUUUUGAAGAGUUUGAUGAAACAAAAUUAGCUGAAGCAUUGAGUCAUUUUUAUACGGAUGCCCGUACUGUGAAUGGGCAGGCAUAUAAAACCUCAACACUUGAAAACAUUCGGCAUAGUCUGAAUAGAUACUUGAAAUCUCCACCGUUCAAUAAACAUUUUGACAUUAUCACUGGUCCAGAAUUUUUGGAUGCAAAUGAAUGCAUGAAAACAGCUUUAAAAGAGCUAAAACAAAAUGGGCAAGGAUCUAUAAAUCACUACCCUAAGAUUACAGAUGAUGACCUAGCAAAGCUGUACAUGAGUGUAUAUCUCACUCCAAAUACACCAUCUGGCCUACUUAAUAGAGUGCAGAUGAAUAUAAGAUUAUUUUUUUGUAGAAGAGCAAAUGAAAAUUUCGAUCAGAUGACAAAAAGCACAUUUCAAAUUGGAAAAUACCCUGAUGGAACUAGAUAUGUCUAUAAGUCAGAAGAUGAAUUAACAAAAAACCAUCAAGAAAAACAAAAGGCAUUAAUAACAGGUCACAUGCCAGAAGAUAAGAUUAAUAGUGACCUAUGCCCAGUAAGACUGUAUGAGCUAUACACAUCAAAAUUGAAUCCAUCCAACAAUCGCUUAUGGCAAUACCCAAGAGAUGCUUACCAAUAUGGAGAUGAAAGCUGGUAUCAAAAUAGACCAAUGGGAAGAGACAAACUUGCAUCAUUUCUGAAAUGUCUAUCACAAAAAGUGCCACUUUCGCAAGUAUAUACGAACCAUUCAAUUCGGGUCACUGGUGUAUCUAUCCUUGGGCAGGGAUUUUCUAUGCCGCAAAUCAUGGCAGUGUCCGGACACAGAUCGACAUCGUCCCUAGCUUUAUACCAAAGGGUAUCAGAUACAGAGAAACAACAAAUGGGAAAUGCUAUUUCCAACAAAAUCAUAGGCCAGGAGAAUCUACCAAUGCUGCCAAGUACCAGCCAUACAUUACGCACACUGCCAUCUUGUAGUAGUUCAUUAAAUCCAGAACAGAAUGUAUGUAGCCUGGUGCCAUUCAAACGCAACUUACAAUCAAAUUCAGUGUCUGUAUUGGAUUCAGAUAAUGGGAGGAAUGCAUUGUAUGCAAUGGAUGAUUUCAAUCCUGAAGAUUUCUUCUCAGAUUUUGAUUCACUGCCAGAUGUGUUUGCACCAGCCCGAAAUUCAAUGAUAACAAACCAAAGAGGUCAAGGAAUUUUCAACAACUGCCAUAUGUCAGGAGUCACAAUAAAUUUCAAUUUUGUACAAAAAUAAACUGACAAACAACAGUUACUGAUGUUAAAAAAUAGUUGACAGACACUUAAAAUUUCAAUAUUAUUUCAUGUUAACAGCAGUUUGUUUUAAUAUCUACAGUUGUCCUUAUUGACCUAUUAUUGUUUACAAGUUUAUGUAAACUUUAUAUGUAAGUUGAUUACACAAACCAUACUGUAGCUGAAUAAUUUGAUUUUUUUUGGGGAGGGCGGCUUUUUUGUUUAAUAAGUGUUACCAUUAUUUAAUAUGUUUGGUUUUCACAUUUUUGUAUUGUUCACCUGUUUAUGAGUUUAUAUUUAUAAAGUUAUUGCGCAUUAAAGUUGACAGGUUUGAUCAUCUGAGUGACUCACUAAGAUAUAAAACUUCUCCAUAAAUUCAGAAGAUUGAGUCUGUUUCUUUUUCCAGUAUCCUGAGCAAACUGUCAUUUGUUAAAUUGUUCUCUCUCAAAAUCUGCAACAAUAGAAAAGAAAAACAAGUUAGAUCUACUAUGUACACAUGUAUUUUUGCAAUAUGAUGAAAUAAUAAAUUAAUAAUUUUAAGAACUUACUGUACCUUAAUAAUUACAUAGUUGCAUGCCAUCCACUCAUCAGCUGAAACAUUUUAUUUUACCUUUCUUAGGAAAUAUAUCUAACUGAAUUUGUAUUAUUUUGUUUGGAUAAAAGAAUAAAUUAUGUAAACACUGGUAGGUUCUUUGAGCUAUUAACUAUUGAAAGAAUUGUGAAAACAAUUAAUAAGAUUUAUUAGAUGUUAUACUGUAAAGUAUAAUUUAAAAGGCAACAUUCAUGUACAUAUAUGCAAGAGGUUUAUCAAGUACAUUGAACCACCAUCAUUGUCAUUGAUUGAACUUGCCAAUUUUCUUGCAAAAUGUUGAAAAAUAAAGACGU
Molecule: messenger RNA, 2279 nt
Organism: Ruditapes philippinarum (Manila clam)
Lineage: Eukaryota; Metazoa; Mollusca; Bivalvia; Venerida; Veneridae
Exons: 2
Coding region: 1-1398 (465 amino acids)
Biological process (GO): DNA integration; DNA recombination
Molecular function (GO): DNA binding
Source: RefSeq, a predicted model, not a curated record